Messenger RNA from Lacerta agilis (Sand lizard), 6670 nucleotides. RefSeq names its product protein inhibitor of activated STAT 1 (gene PIAS1). The record is from RefSeq and is a predicted model, not a curated record. Gene Ontology annotation, molecular function: transcription coregulator activity; SUMO ligase activity; zinc ion binding. The transcript has 14 exons. Gene Ontology annotation, biological process: protein sumoylation; regulation of transcription by RNA polymerase II. The coding region runs from base 70 to 2022 and encodes 650 amino acids. Lineage: Eukaryota; Metazoa; Chordata; Lepidosauria; Squamata; Lacertidae.
GCGCGGGGCGGCGGUGGUGGGAGGCGGCCUACCGGCGGGGUUCACUGCGCCUGCGCCCCGCGAUUCAAGAUGGCGGACAGUGCGGAACUAAAGCAAAUGGUGAUGAGCCUCCGAGUUUCUGAGCUGCAAGUGCUUCUUGGAUACGCAGGAAGGAACAAGCACGGCCGCAAACACGAACUCCUUACGAAAGCUCUGCAUUUGCUCAAGUCUGGUUGCAGUCCUGCUGUCCAAAUGAAAAUAAAAGAACUGUACAGGCGGCGGUUCCCACAGAAAAUCAUGACCCCUGCAGACUUGUCCAUCCCCAGCGUCCACUCAAGCACCAUAUCUGGUACUUUGUCACCAUCUACCAUUCCACAGCUUGCUUAUGACAGCCACCCUGCAACAUCACCGUUGCUCCCUGUUUCUCUCAUGGGACCUAAACAUGAACUGGAACUGCCCCACCUUACCUCAGCACUCCAUCCUGUCCAUCCAGACAUAAAGCUUCAGAAAUUACCGUUUUACGACUUGUUGGACGAACUGAUAAAGCCAACCAGUCUAGCAUCCGAUAAUAGCCAGCGGUUUCGGGAAACCUGCUUUGCAUUUGCCCUGACUCCACAGCAAGUGCAGCAGAUCAGCAGUUCCAUGGAUAUUUCUGGAACCAAAUGUGACUUCACUGUGCAGGUCCAGCUAAGGUUUUGCUUAUCUGAGACCAGCUGCCCACAGGAAGAUCACUUCCCACCAAAUCUUUGCGUGAAAGUUAAUGGAAAACCAUGUAGCCUUCCUGGCUAUCUUCCACCAACCAAAAAUGGGGUUGAACCAAAGCGACCUAGCAGACCAAUCAACAUCACCUCACUUGUGCGGCUGUCCACAACAGUACCAAACACAAUCGUCGUCUCGUGGACUGCAGAAAUAGGAAGAAAUUAUUCUAUGGCAGUCUACCUUGUAAAGCAACUGUCUUCUACAGUCCUGUUGCAGAGGUUACGAGCGAAAGGCAUCAGGAAUCCUGAUCAUUCUAGAGCACUAAUUAAAGAGAAACUAACUGCAGAUCCUGACAGUGAAAUAGCAACAACCAGCUUAAGAGUUUCUCUUCUAUGCCCACUUGGUAAAAUGCGGCUGGCGAUACCCUGCAGGUCCCUGACUUGUUCACAUCUGCAGUGCUUUGAUGCCACUUUGUAUAUUCAAAUGAAUGAGAAGAAACCCACUUGGGUUUGCCCUGUGUGUGACAACAAAGCUCCUUACGAACACCUAAUAAUUGAUGGGUUGUUUAUGGAAAUCUUGAAAUACUGCACAGAUUGUGAUGAAAUUCAGUUUAAGGAAGAUGGAACUUGGGCUCCUAUGAGAUCAAAAAAAGAGGCACAAGAGGUGACUGCAUCUUUUAAUGGAGUGGAAGGUUGCUUAAGUUCUUCUGUGGAUCAUCAAGUGUCCUCUCAUCAAUCAAGCAAAAAUAAGAAAGUUGAGGUGAUUGACUUAACCAUUGACAGCUCAUCGGAUGAAGAAGAGGAGGAGCCAUCGGCCAAGAGGAGCUGCCCUUCCCUGUCUCCUGCAUCACCCAUUAACAAUAAGAGCAUUUCAAGUAUGCCGCAUCAAGUCUCUCCUGUUUCAAGAACCCCGAGCCUUCCGGCUGUUGACACAAGCUACAUCAACACGUCACUUAUACAAGACUACAGGCACCCGUUCCAUAUGACACCCAUGCCCUAUGACCUCCAAGGACUGGACUUCUUCUCUUUCUUACCAGGAGACAAUCAGCAUUAUAGCACUUCACUUCUGGCCGCCGCAGCCGCCGCCGUGUCUGCUUCAGAUGACCCAGAACUUUUGCACUCCCGGUUUUUCCCCUAUGCUUCGUCUCAGAUGUUCCUGGAUCAGUUGAACGCAGGAGGGAGUGCCACCCUUCCAGCCACUAACGGCAGCAACAGCGGCAGUAACAGCAGCCUCGUGUCCUCCAACAGCCUGCGAGAGACCCAUGGCCACCCUGUGGCCAACAGAAGUAACACAGACCCAGCCUCUCUCUUUGGCGUCAUGCCGGAUAUCAUUUCCUUGGACUGAAUCUUGUUGAGUUUUCACUGGACUAGCUAGAGGAGAGAUCUGGGGUUUUGUUUUAUCUUAUUUUGUUUAGAAAUACAGACGAGCUUUUCCUUUUUGUAGGGAAAAAAUAUUAAGAUAUGUACAGAGAACAAAACUAUAUUUUCAGUUGUACUUUUGUAUAUAAACAAAAUAUGGUUUGACUGGUAAAAAAAUUACAAAAGCUCCCAACCUAGAUUUUUGGAUACGGAAGAUUUUACACCACCCUUUCUGCCUCGAGUGUUCGUUUGUUUUAAGGCUUUGAUUUUUAACUACAUCACUUUGUUUCUUCACAGUGAUAUUAAUGGAAAAGUAAUGGAGUGAUUGAAGCUUUGAAAAGUUCUGGGAGGCUUCUAGUUCCAGGGAAGACAGAUGACACCCACAAUAACUGGAGGGAAUGGUUUUCCUCCUUAGGGCACAAUCCUCUGGGAAUAUUUUCCUGCAGAAGCACCAUUGAAACGAAUGAGUCUUGUGCUAGUGGAUCAGGCCCUCUCUCUUUCUUUGUAAUUUAUGUCAAUUCCACAGCAUUCUCUGCCUGCUAAUCUGGUUGUGUGGCUUCUUGGAAUGUUCUUUCAGCUCUUCCUUCUGGUUCUGAACAUCUGUUCGGAACCUUGCUUGUUCCUUCAUCAGACACCAUAUUGUUCUGUUUGUGUGUUCAUCAGUUCUCUUCAUGGGGAAGAAAAUACCCACACUCCUGCAUGUUGAAGCAUUACCAUUGGAAGGUCUCUCCACUUUUGCAUGAGGCAAAAUGGCUUCUUAAAAUCCUGCUGCCAUAAAGGCAUCGGUGAUCCUUUCUUGUAUGUUAAAUGUUACGUGUUAAAGACUUGCUUUCUUGAGGUCAUUCAACAUAGGCCUAACACUCAAACUUCCUUCCCCGGGACUUUUAAAAUCUAUUUUGUGAAGCUUCCUUCAUCAUACUGUGCUAUCAGGAAUUAAAUGAGAUUAUAUAAUUUGAAAAAAGAUGUAUUUUGCAGUGGAUAAUGACAAAUAGCAUGCCAGAGUCCUUUCUGCAAGCAUAUUUGAACUAUAGGCUCCAACCCUAUGCACUUCUGCUUCAGAACAAAUCUGCAUCAGAUUGGGCUAUAUUAGUGGCCAAACCCCAUACAACUGGGUUUUUUUUUAAAGUUCAAAGUCCUUCCCCCUUUCCUUCAAAUUUACCAAAAUUUGUUAAAAUCUUGAGGGUGAUCAAUCCCCCUACCUGCCUUUUGACUUCAAAAUAAUUAUUGAAUGAUUUUAGCUCCCUCUGACUGAGCAUGUGAAACUAUAUUUAAUUCCCCUUUAGUGUUUGUGGGUCUUCCCCCCCCCCACUACCUUGAAACCUGUAUGACUAGUUAAGAAAGAGUCUUUUCCAACUUGGUGAUUAUUUAAACUCUUCCUUUCUGACUAAAUGACAUAACAUGUAAAUAGAGAGAAAGGGAAGCUGUUCAUAGUACAUGGGAGAAAGAAGGGCAGGGCCAAGCAGCCAUGUUGGUGUAUCCCAGAGCGCUCUUUGGAGUGCAGAUCUGUUCUCUGCUGUGAAAAUACUUUAUAGCUAGCUUUUAAAAAUCUAGGUUUACAACAAAUCAGGAAUGGAUAGGAAGGAGGGAGGUAGCAGGGUUGGUUGUGGUGUUUUUUUUGUUUUUUGUUUUUGCUAUACUUUAUCAAAGACCAUGUUAGCGAUUUCUUUAAACCAUAGCUGCAGAAGUUAGUAUCUUGUCCCCCCAGCUUUGCUUUCAAAAUUGUUUUUAAGAUAAACUUUGCAUUGAUAUCAAGCCACCACUUUUCAAUAGGAAACAAUCAUUUCUUUUCAACUAAUUGAGAGACCAUAUAUUAUGUUCUAAAUGGGUUUUCAAAUGUCCCCUUCGCCAUUUUAAUAGCUGACUUGAAUUUUUAAAAUGUUUGUUCAUAUGUAUAUGUGUGUGUAUAUAUGUAUUUAUAGAUCUCUCUCUCUCUGUGUGUGUGUGUCUCAGUGUGUCUGUUUCAUGCAUGUGAAUUCCAUUACUGUCUGGCUGAAAUGUUUCCUUUGACUAGUUUAUAAUUUAUUAAAUGUCAGUAAAAUCUAAAUAAAAGCAACACAAAAGAGGAAUCCUUUCUAAGUUCAAUCUAGCUUGGAGGCAUCAGAAACUGAUUUCUUUUUUUAAAAAACUAUAAUGAAACUGGCUUAACUUAAUAUAAAAUGUGGUCCCAUUUUGUUGCAAUUGGAAAGUUCAUUCCAAACACUGAAACAAUCAGAGAUUUGCUAACUUUGGAAAGUCUGGUCACAGUGUAGUUGCAGGAGUCAAAAUUGACAAGUGUUCUGAUGAAACCCUGUAGCUUAUGCUGUGCUUCUUAGUUUAAGGUGAAUGCUUUUUAUCAGGCACUUAAAUUUGAGUCUGGUACCACUUGCUAAAUACAUAGUAAGAUGUGGGUCUUGUAGCUGGCUUUGAAUGCAAAUGGCUCCAGCUUCAGUCUCCGCCAACUACAUGUAGAGCUGGGAGGGUCCCUUGCCUGGGAUCCUGGAGAGCUGCUACCAGUCAGUGUUGACAAUAUUGAGCUAUAUGGACCAAUAGUCUGACUCAGUAUGAGGCAUCUUCCUAUAUUGUUACCUAGAAUAUGUGGUACAGUCAAGUGCAUGCAGAUGAUGGGCUGCAAUCGAAUGUACUGUAUUUAUGACCCAUUUAUUGUCAUGCAAUGAAAGCAUAUGUAAGUGUGCACUUGGCUACAGCAUCUACACAAGGCUCCCCCCUACUCACCAAAUGUAUCUACUGCAACUCAAAUGGUUUUUAUCUGCAUGUUUGUCGAGAUUUUUCUACAACUGACAAAACAAAUCAAGUCAGAAUUUUAGGAAACUUUCCAACAAUUCGUCAGGCUUCAAGGAACGCCGUAUUCUGCUUUCAGUGCUGUUUGGUGUGUUAAAAUGCUGGAAAUAAUAUUGUGCUUUACAGUAAACGGGUACUGCCUGAGAGUGCAGUUAUCUUCAGUGUGACUUGCCUGAAAGGUGUUUUGGGAUGGGGGAGGAUUUUGCCCUUCCUCUUUCUUAGCCUGUGGGUGCUCGAUAAAGAUCUAGAACUGUGUAAGACUAGAAAUCUUCUAGGACUGGUUCAGUUUUUUAAAAUCCAAUUAAUUGUGAAAUUAAAAGGUACCUGCUACAUUGAGCCCAUGGGUUUUCAUGUUUUUCUCUCUCUGAUAAGGUAAAUGCCACUUCUCACCAUGGUGGGCAGUAAUGGGUGGGCAUUCCACUUGCAGUUUGGGAAUGAAAAAUUUAAAAGCAUUACAAAUGAGACAAGGCACAUAAAAAACAAAGGUCAGUCAGUUAAUGUUUAAUGUGGAGAGUGCUUGAAAAUUUAAGGUAGCAAACUGUUGUUUAUUUGUCUUUUCCUGCUCCUCCUGUCCUUCAUACUAAGUAAAAACAAUGAAUCUUCUCAAUUCAAACUGAAUAGAGUUUCUUGGCCUCCCUUAACUUGGGUUUUGGCCGGGGAGGGGAUUUUUGAUGUAUUUAAUUCUGGGAACCUCUUUUGAAAAGGUAUUUCCUGGCCAGAGUGUGUGUUUAAGUUCUUUGUUUUUUUUUUUUUAGCCAACAAUAAUAGUUAAUUGGGAAAAGGUUCCAUUUUGGCAUUACCUGAAGUCUGUCAGUUUCUUUAAAAUACUAAUUUUUAAGAAUUGCAGAGAUUUUUUUUAAGUAACAUGGAGUUAAGGGGUGUAUUUUAGUUAACACACAAAUCCUAUUAAAUUUGAAUAUGGAAAGCGUACUUCUUGCAUUUCAUAACUUGUUGGCUCACUUUUUUUGUCCUUGUUUGUCCAAAAGAGAAGUAGAGGGAUGUGUGCUGCUUGGAUGUUUGUCUCACUUUGUACAAAAAAUUUUUGGGGGGGUGUGAGUGAGUGAGUGAGUGAGUGUGUGUGUGUGUGUGUGUGUGUCUACACAAGUACACACAGAUGCAAGAUCCUUGUAUAAUAGCAAGGGUAGAGUGAUUCUGAAUCACUUCUGUGGGCAUUACUCGAUGCAGAGUUUGUUGUUGUUUUUACCUAAAAGCAAAACCAAAUUAAACCUUGCUAAGACUUAACUAGCAGUUUGUUGCAAAGUCUUGCAUUAUUUUCAUAACUGCAUUCCCAGAUUUUCUUAUCCCUAUCAAACAUAUACCAUAGUCCCCUGGAAAAAGGCACUUUUGGAAACCUUCCACUGAACUUAUAGUUAGUCCUUGUUGUUUUUUUUUAAUGUGGUUAACCUUUUUCAUUGCAUUAAACAUUUCAGGGUGUUUUCUUUUUCGCAAUACAUUAUGUCUUGCUUUGUUUUUAUUAUUUUCCUUUCAAUGAGAGCUUAGAUUUUUAUUGAGAGAGAACCUGCCAGAGGCCCCCAGCUUGUGCUGCUGCUUGUCGCUUCAAUUAACAAAAGGGAAAACAAUAUGUAAAUAAGCAGAAACUUUAAAAAAGUUAUUAAUUCCAUAAACUCAGAUCUGUGAUUCAUUGCCUUAACUUUCUUAGUUUUCCAUACAGCAUGCCAAACAAGUUUUAAAAGUGGCUUUUAAAAAAAAUGUAUAGUAGACCAAUGUCAGUUUGUAUAAAAGUAUCAAGUGAAAAUAUUUAUUACAUGCAUUGGAAAAAAAUGGUUUACCCUACUGAAUGUUACCUGUUUAUGUAAAACAUCUUUAGAUGUAAUAAAAAGCAUUAUUACGUUGUC